Molecule: messenger RNA, 3540 nt
Organism: Didymodactylos carnosus
Lineage: Eukaryota; Metazoa; Rotifera; Eurotatoria; Philodinida; Philodinidae
Source: the annotation of a GenBank genome assembly
UUAGCCUCUGAAGAAUUUGAAUGGUAUGAUUUAAUUCAAGCAAUUCAGAAUAUAUUUAAAGCGUGUUCUCUUCCCGGCUUAACAUCGAGUUAUAAUUCAAGUUUAUUUAAAUGUGAGGACACGACUAACUACAUUUCGAAACAUCGUUUAUCCGAUAGAUCAAUUGAUUGUUAUAAUUCAACAGAUGAAAUUACUGCUGUCGCCUGUUCCUUUAAUUUAUCCAAUCGUUUUCAAUGCUCAACAAUACAAGAUUGUAUAUCAAGAAAAUUAUUGAUGGACGGCACGAACGAUUGUGAAGAUAGGUCCGACGAACGUUUUCCCGCGUCGUGUAAUUCGGACUUGGUAUCAGGCUGUAAAUAUUUUAGAAAUACUACCAAUCAAAAUGAAGGAAUGAUGUUUGAACAAAUUUGUGAUGGUAUCGUUGAGUAUGAGUCUGAUGGAGAAACAGAUGAGAUGAACUGUGAAAGUUGGCCUUGUGAGACGAAAUAUACAAUAUGUGACCGUACUUGGAGCUGUAAAAAUGGAAGUGAUGAACUUGAUUGUGAAGAUUCAUUAUCUGAAAAGCAUUGUAGGAAUUAUCAACAUUACUGUAUAACAUUGGAUGGAAUCAAAUGUUUAAAUGCUACAUUUGCUGGAGAUAAUUUAACUGACUGUUUAGGUUCAUCAGAUGAAAGAGAAUUUUGUCGUAAAAAUUAUUCACGUAAUACUGAUUUGAGAUAUCGUUGUAACAACAGUGAUAAAUGUAUAAGUCCAUUAAAAUUGUGUGACUGUAAAUACGACUGUCCAGAUGAAGAUGAUGAAAAGAUUUGUACAUGGAUAGAUAAAUAUAAAUGUAAACAGAACUAUUUUGUAUGUAAAGAUGGCUCAAUAAUACCAUAUGAAUCACGGUGUGACAACGAGUAUGACUGUAAAAAAGGAGAAGACGAGUGGCUGUGUGAUCUUAUUGAUCAACCAACAUUAUACUAUUCUGACACAAAAAAUUUUGUUGAAUAUCCAACGAUACAGCUAGCUACCAGGAAAUACAUUCACCAAGGUCAUAAAAAGGAUGCCAUUUCUCAGAAAGGCAAUGUGAAUAAACAGAUCACAAUCGAAUAUGCUGUUCAAUCAGAUAACGAUCCGGUUUAUCGUUUAAUAUGGUACUGCAAUCGAGGUAUUCUUGUUCAUUCUGCUAAUAGAGAUUUUUGUCUUUGUCCUCAAAUGUAUUAUGGGGAUCGUUGUCAAUAUCAAGCAGAAUACAUUAUGAUAAGUGUCAAAGUUAAAGCACUUCUUGCGUCUCAACAAAAUUCGAUUAUCACGCUCAUUGUUCAACUGAUUGAGUCCAAAACGGGUGUUGUACUCGCUUAUGAGAGAAUAAUUCAUUAUACCAAGAGUUGUAGUUCGAAGCAUUUAAGAACAUUAGUUUAUCCGUACCCCAGACUCGCAAUAACAGAUUUCUAUGUUCGUAUUGAAGCAUUCGGUGAAGAUUAUGUAAAAAAUGAUGGAAUUCAUUAUUUGGCUUCUUGGUAUUUCGAAGUCUUAUUCCCAUUUUUACCUGUUAAUCACCUUUCUGGCAUCUUAAAUGUUCCAGAAAAGGGAGUCACCAUAGAAUCAUGCAAAAAAGUAAUGUGUAAUAAUGGCUAUUGUGUUAAAUACAUUAAUAGUGACAGAGAGUAUUGUCGUUGUUAUAAUGGGUGGCAGGGUAUGUUGUGUGAUGUGAAAGACAAAUGGAAAUGUACUGAUGAUUCGAUCCAUGUUACUCGCAGUAGAAGUGAUCUUUCACCAAUUUGUGUGUGCGCAAGUGGAAAGAACGGUCAAACCUGUAGUGGAACACUCAAUUGCCUCUCAGGUUCUUGUAAAAAUGGAGCGACAUGUAUCCAGGUGGAUUUAAGAUCAGUUGAAUUUAUUUGUAUUUGUGCAGAAGGUUAUUAUGGUAUAGAUUGUGCAGCACACGCACCCACUUUGCAUGUUUUGUUUGGUAUACCUGUACCUUCUUCAGCCAUAAUCCACUUUCUUCAGUUUUUGAACAGAGAAGAGCCGUAUCAAUUUAUUGUGUUCAAACGAAUUCCUGUGCAUCAAUACGAUCUUACCGUACGGGUUACAGUACAUGACGAACCCUACCUUCCGCAGAUUGCUUAUUUGCAUGUAUUUCAUGAAAAUAUUUUGAAAAAUCAUUAUUAUUUGAUCAUGUUAUUGAAAGAAGGACUAGCAAAUGUGACUACUAUCGUCAAACCAGAGAAUCGUUGCCCACAUGUUAAGGAAAUACUGAGUAGUACACGUGCCUCGUAUCAAUAUUUGAAACGUGUAAAGUAUUAUCAUUUACCAUGUCUACAAAAGCAAGUUAAAUGCUUUUAUGACGAAGUAUCGAUGUGUCUUUGCAACGAAGAACAUUUCGCUGAAUGCUUUCGUUUUAAUCAUGAUUUAACGGAAUGUUCUGAUAUUAGUUAUUGUGAAAAUGGUGCUAAAUGCGUGCAGGAGCAUCGACUUUGUCCUAAUCGCUUACUUUGUUUGUGUGCCGACUGUUAUUAUGGAGGUCAAUGUCAAUUUACAACUGCAGGUUUUGGCUUAUCAUUAGAUACCAUUAUUGGUCAACAUAUUCAACCAACCGUUAAAAUUAUAAAACAAACAUUUGUCAUUAAACUCACCCUCGGAAUAGUGACUGUUAUGUUCGCUUUUGGUUUAAUUAGUAAUAUUCUAUCAAUAAUAACAUUUUGUGAAAAGAAGACGCAAGAAUUGGGUUGUGGUAUUUAUCUGUUUUUUUCUUCUGUUGUCUCUUUGCUAUCUAUGAUUAUUCUAACAAUUAAAUUUUGGUAUUUACUAACGACACAAAUUUUAGUAAAUACAAAUCGUACUGCUGUUACUAUUAAUUGUAUUAUAUGGGAAUAUUUACUGAAAUGUUUGCCUACUUCUGCUGAAUGGUUAACUGCAACGGUAGCAAUUGAAAGAGCUGUUAGUGUCACAUUAGGCGCUAAUUUCAAUUCAUACAAAAAGGGAAGUGUUACAUUAGCCAAAUAUUUAUCUAUCAGUAUUAUUUUUGUUAACAUGAUUAGCUUUGUUCAUGAUCCAAUCUAUCGUCGUCUCAUCGAUGAUCCAAUUGAAGAGCGAACAUGGUGUGCUAUCAGUUAUACUAAUCGACCCUGGUUAAGAUAUUAUAAUUCAGCUAUAAAUGUAUUCCAUUUUAUAGUUCCAUUUAUUGUUAAUUUUGUCUCAGCUCUUGUCAUUGUGGUGAAAAGUGCUCGUUCUCGAUCAGUUGUUCGAACAAAUCAGAAUUAUCAUGAUAUUUUUAAAGAACAAUUGAUUAAAUAUAAACAUUUAAUUAUAAGUCCUAUUUGUCUCAUUAUUCUAGCGCUACCACGUCUCAUCAUUUCGUUUCUAUUUGCAUGUAUGAAGUCUACACGUGAACCAUCAUACAUCUAUUUAGUAGGUUAUUUUACCUCUUAUUUACCGCUUGCCAUGACAUUACUCAUCUUUAUUAUACCAUCUGAAAUGUAUAAAAAAGAACUAAUGUCUGCCUUAAAACAAUACAAAAUGAACAUUCAACACUAUCUACAUAACGGUUAUUAA